AUGGAGGAAUCAUUCAUUUUGUCCAAGUUUGACAGCCUCGUCAAGUCUGGCAUAGUUCUAUAUGAUGAUCAGCAAACGAGCAUUGAGCACAUCGAUAGAGGGCUCAGGUUUCAAUUUCUUCUCACCUCUGCUCUCGCCAAAAAGCCAACGCUACAUUUGCCAUCACCCCAAGCGGAGGAGAAUAGUGAACUACAACACCAAAGGCGAGACGGAAGUGACAUUAGCACCGGAGGUUUUGAGAUUGGCAACAUCAGCAGCACUCACUUCGUGACAGUGAACAAGUUCUGCUUCGCUAGACCGCAUCUCAUGCUCCUAACUUCCGAUGCACACCGAAAGCAGUAUGAGCCUUUAAACGAAAAAGAUUUUGAAGCAGCUUGGACUGCUCUAGCCGUGACCACCAGUAGGGACUAUGUUGUCUUCUAUAACUGCGGCCAAGAUGGAGGAUGCAGCCGUUUGCACAAGCAUCUCCAGCUUAUGCCAAUGCCCGAACAUAGUCUCGCAGCCUUUCUCGAUUCUGAGGAUGGCAAGGAACCCAACGUCCCAUUUCAAUGGUUUUAUCACCGCCUCAAAUCUCAGCAUGUUACACCACCCAGUUUAACCACUGUAUAUGCUGAUCUCUUAAGGCAAGCCACCGGGGUAGGGGAGGGUCGCUUUGAGCACGCCGGUAAUACCCAACCUGGAACUGCGUGCCCGCACAAUAUGAUCCUUACGAAUCGAUGGAUGCUGGUGCUCCCAAGGCGACGAGGAUCCAUCAACAAAGAGGCAGGAGUGAAUGCAAUGGGUAUGCUCGGGCUCAUCGCCGUGGCGACAAAAAAUGAGAUCGAUAACUGGGUACGGCUGGGGCUAACAGAAGCCUUGAGAGAGCUUGGAGUGCCCAAGUGA
Molecule: messenger RNA, 882 nt
Organism: Coccidioides immitis RS
Lineage: Eukaryota; Fungi; Ascomycota; Eurotiomycetes; Onygenales; Onygenaceae
Exons: 2
Coding region: 1-882 (293 amino acids)
Biological process (GO): nucleotide metabolic process
Molecular function (GO): ATP binding; ATP:ADP adenylyltransferase activity
Source: RefSeq, a predicted model, not a curated record